UGUCAUUUCGUCAAAAUAAACUUGAGUAAUAAACAUAACCUUAAAUUUUAAAAUCAAUCGUAUUAAAAAAAAUUAUAAUAUUUUCUGUUACCUUACUAUAGCUUAAAAUAAAAACUAUUAGUUUAAUUUAUUUCGACAUGAUUGGGUUGCAACUUUUGAGACUGGCAAGAAGUAAAACACAUGUAGGACUUACAAAGUCAUUACCCAUACCGGUAAUACAGUGUCAACAACUAAGAAGAAAAAAUGAUCUCUAUGAACCUGAUUACUUAAUUAGUAUGGAGCCUGACGAGCCGGUAUAUGACUGUUUGAAUCUUCAAUUGAAUGGAUAUGAUUUUGCAUUGCUUGAAUCUGCCCAAAGUCAAAUACACAAAUUCGCAGAAGUAAUGGGCAUUCAAGUUGAGGAAUGUUGGGCAACUCCAGCGAAAAAGCUUAAAGUUCAAAGGUUCAAACCUGGUGGAACUGUGGUUGAUUCAGAAUAUCUUCUCAAUGUAUAUGAGAGAAAUGUGCAGGUGACCGACGUCCCGGCGUGGGCUCUAGGUACCCUACUGCGGGUUGCGCGCGCGUCUCUCCCCGAGGGCUGCACGCUCAACGUGCAAGAGCACGCUGUAGAGCACGAAGAGAUUCGCUACGUGCCGGACAACCAGCUGAUCGAACUCAAACAACAGCUUGAAGACAUGGGCGGCAGCAGAGCCGAAAAGAAGAAGAAGAAAUAGUGUUAAUUAUGUAUAUUUUUAUAGUUCGUUAUUUAAUUAUAGUUU
Amyelois transitella is the source of this 758-nucleotide messenger RNA. It is a transcript of the gene mRpL48, whose product is annotated as large ribosomal subunit protein mL48. The coding region runs from base 138 to 713 and encodes 191 amino acids. Lineage: Eukaryota; Metazoa; Arthropoda; Insecta; Lepidoptera; Pyralidae. The record is from RefSeq and is a predicted model, not a curated record. Gene Ontology annotation, cellular component: mitochondrial ribosome. The transcript has 5 exons.